This is a messenger RNA of Dissoconium aciculare CBS 342.82, 1536 nucleotides long. RefSeq names its product DnaJ-domain-containing protein. The transcript is spliced from 2 exons. NCBI's taxonomy places the organism in Eukaryota, Fungi, Ascomycota, Dothideomycetes, Mycosphaerellales, Dissoconiaceae. The record is from RefSeq and is a predicted model, not a curated record. Gene Ontology annotation, cellular component: cytoplasm. Gene Ontology annotation, molecular function: nucleic acid binding; zinc ion binding. The annotation marks the transcript as partial.
AUGGGCGCUGGACAAUCUUCGGGUGGUGGCGGUGCUGCAGCAGCUGCUUCGCAAGAGGUGAAGACUAGUUACUACGACCUCUUAGGCGUCGCCCGUCAAGCCACCGAAGAGGAGAUCAAAAAGGCCUAUCGAAGGAAAGCGCUCGAACUACAUCCCGAUCGUAAUUUCGGCGACGAAGAGGCAGCAACCAAGACGUUCGCCGAGGUUCAAGCUGCAUAUGAAGUCCUCUCUGAUCCUCAGGAGCGAGCUUGGUACGAUAGUCACGAGUCCGCCAUCUUACGUGGCGAUGAUCCCGCCGAUGGUGCUGCUCCUUCGUACGAUGAUGUCAAGAUCACCACGGCAGAUGAUCUAGCCCGCUUGGUGAGGAAGUUCAAUAGCAAUGUUGAAUUCUCCGAUUCUCCUUCAGGUUUCUUUGGUUUCGUUCGGGACACUUUUGACCAACUUGCAAAAGAAGAAGAAGCCGCCGCGAACUGGGAAAACGUAGAAGCCAAUGAAUAUCCUACUUUUGGUCACAAGGACGAUGACUACAGUGACGUUGUGAAGCAAUUCUACGCGGCGUGGGCCAGUUUCGCGACCGUAAAGAGCUUCUCAUGGACCGACAAGUAUAGAUUGUCUGAAGCUCCCGACCGCUGGUACCGCCGGCGUAUGGAGCAAGAAAAUGCUCGCAUCAGACAGGACGCGAAGCGUGAAUUUAAUGACGCUGUCAGAUCUCUCGUAGCUUUCAUUCGUAAGCGUGACCCGCGUUACAUUCCGAACACUCAGUCGGAGCAAGAACGACAGCAAACCUUACGUGAGGCCGCGAUCGCGCAGGCCAAUCGAGCCCGAGCAGCGAACGCUGCGAAGCUAAACGACGAUAUACCGGAAUGGACCAAGGUAAGAGAGCCAGAUGAGAUGGAGGGAAGCUUAGAGGAGGAGGAAGAGGAGGAACCACUGGAAGUACUGGAGUGCGUGGCUUGCAAUAAAAUCUUUAAGAGCGAGAAGCAAUGGGAGGCGCAUGAGAAAAGCAAAAAGCACCAAAAAGCCUUGCGUGCUUUGCAGCACAAGAUGCGAAAAGAAAAUUUGAAUCUGGAUCUGGAGGAUGAGGGACUUGAUCCUGAUGCAGACUACGUGCUUGAAGAAGGAGACGAGAUCCACGAUGGAAAAGCAGAGGACGAGCUCCUAGAAGGCGAAAAUGGAGCUCUCGAUGUCGAAACAGAGAUCAGUCCAAAGGAAAAAGCACAGGGGAAAGGUGACGCUUUAGAUCAUGAGACCGACUCGGCAGACGAAGACUACGCAUCCCUCGAAAUAAUACAAGCGCGAAUGAAAGCCGCUAUCUUAGAAGAUUCAGACGAGGGAGGAUCCCAAUCAUCCAAGCCGAAGAUGGGCAAAGCUGCGCAGAAGAGAGCGAAGAAGGCUGCAGCAUCAGCAGCGGCACAGAAAGUCGAAUCGACAAACCAAUGCGAGGUGUGCAAUGAAACAUUUGCAUCCCGAUCGACGCUCUUUAAACAUAUCAAGGACGAAGGUCAUGCCGCUUUGAAGUCCGUCGCUAAUGGCGGC